GAGCGGCGACGUACGCGCAUCCAUACUUUAGAAUUCAACGCGGAGCCUCGCAAAAAAAAGUUUCGCGCCAGCCAAGUGAAAAGUAUGUGAGCCGGUGGAACAUGACUUUUUGCUGAAUUGGAUGGUUCAAUUAAUUUUGUUGUUUUUUUAAAUUAUGAUAGUUAAAGCAGUUAGAUUAUAGUGUAAAUUUAAUUAAAUAAAAAACUGUAGCAAUGGCGUCAAUAACGACAAAGUUGCUCAUGUGCGCAGCGCUAUGCAUCGUGCAAAUUCACUCGGAGGAGGACUUGAGAGACUUUGACUUCGACUCGGACCCGGAGAUCAUGAUCGCGCAGGAGUCGCGGCAGUACCAGACCAUCGUGAAGGCGCCCUUCAAGCCGAGCAAGACGCCCAUCAAGAUCCUCAAACCCAACGGCAUCACCAACUCGCACCGGCCGCAGUACAACAUAGACUCGGAAGAAGAGAUGAAGACGCACAGAUCCGACAGUUUCAUGGACUUGAUUGAGACGACGACGAAGAAGACAUUCGAGAAGGGUUACCCGGGGUACCAGACGAGUUACAAGUGGCGGUCGAAGGAGGGCAUGAUCCGGGAGGCGGUGCUGCGAGCGCUGGAGCGCAAGGACCACGUGGGGCGGUUCGCGCAGAUCCUGCCCAUCAUCAGGUCGAUGUCGGGCGCGCAGCGAGGGGCGCUGGCGUCGCUGGUGGCCCACCAGGUCACCACGCCGCCCGGCCGCGCGCCGCUCAACUUGGCACAGGUGAGAUCAAUGUUCGGCAACCACGAGAACACUUCAUCCGAGCUGAUGCUUCCCAUUCUGCUGGACAUGGCCAAGAUGAUCCGGCGCGCCGUAGGGCCCGGCAAGGAGCCCCGCUCAGCCCCCCCACUCGCCCCACACAACAUGAUCCGACGUUCAUCCAUCGACGAUGACACACUACUCGACAACGACCCCUUCGAAACCUACGAAGACACCACCACAACCAAAGCACCGCGCACACAACAGAACAUCAACAGAUCUCGCGCUAGGAACCGCGUCAGAAACGCGCCCGUGCAACAGAAUAGGACUGCGGUCAAAGAAACAAAAGACAACACAGUUGACAGUGACACUAAGAAGGAUGACGUUGAUGACGAUGACACUCAUAAGACCACUCCUCAAAUGUCUCCAUCAUCAUCCACCACUGAGCCGUCUACCUCGCCUGUCGCCCGGAGCCUGGACAACGGCACUCUAGACCUGGCUACCGACGCCACCAACCAGACACUGGUGGACCUGCCUACGGCUGAGAAACUGAGGGCGUUCAAUAGAUACGUUGAUAGGAAAGGCAACCACAUCCACCGCGGUAACUUCCCCAAACCAUCACCCGCGCCGAGCCGCCGCAGCACCCCCGAGCCCGGGUCAAUGGGGUCAUCCGGGCCGUCCGGGUCAGCCGGGUCCGUCGGGUCAGCCGGGUCGAAGCCGCGGCGCCGGCCCGCUCCAGCCAGGAAGCUCCCGGCGCAAGCUAGUGACGGGAAGUGUGAGCUGUUUACUAACUCCUUGUGUCUUCACACGGAAGACUAUCCUACCGACCUAAUAAUCCAGUCGAUCCGGCGCAACAAGGCGGCGGCGGGCGCUCUGCUCGCCGACUACCGGGACCCGGGCGACGGCGCCGUGGACGGCGUCUCCGCGCAGCAGGAGGCCCAGUACACGCCGGAGCAUUACCUCGUGUCCAACAGACGCGGCGACACAGCAAGCCGCGACUUCGCGAGCGCGGGCGAGGCCGGCUUCAUGUGUCCCAGCACCGUGAAGUACGCGCGGCCGCAGCGCGCGCGCGCCACCAGCGGCCAGUGGAAGUACAUCGUCAACACCGGGGAGCACACGCAGACGCUGAGGCUGGAGAAGUGCUUGAAACCAAAGGACUCCUGCACCUACCUGACUGACAACUUCAAGUCGAAAUGUGUUCAAGUUUACAACUACCACAGACUGCUCACCUGGGACCAACAGAAUGGCCUUCAUAUGGACAUAUUCAAGGUCCCCACAUGUUGUUCGUGCCACAUCGAGGGCUACAGCGUGAACUUCCCGCCGCUGGGCCACCGCGUGCACGAGACCUCCUCGGCCGAGAGCUUCCCCGGUGAGGACCUCUCCGCCGAGCACGGCAACGGAGCCUUCGAGUCCGUCCAGCCCAGCAUCAAGCGCCCCAGCAUCGCCAAGACCCCGCCCUUCGCCGUCAAACCGCUGGAGACCUUCCCGUCGAUUGGGGAAAACCACAACAUCAUACCCGGGAAUAGUUACCCCAACAUGAAUUUAGAUGAUCACGACGGGCAUUCCAGCAAUCCGAUGGAUUCGUACGGAAACUCGUACUUUCCUGAUUCGUUUAAUCAGGCUAGUAAUAAUGUCAGGAAUGUUAAGAGGCCGCCAAGUGCUAGGCAUCCCGCGGGGGCCACCGGUGCUGAUGGGAAGACUCUUCCUAGCUACCUAGAGCCGCCUACUCCCGCCGCACCAUCAUCAUUCUCUUUCAUGAAAGAACCUACCAGCAAAUACAAGAUCACCAACAGUAACCAUUUCAAACGAGGCGCCCCGAGACCUAACCGAAGACCAAUAAGAAAAACCAUUUCUGGUGCACCAGACGACCUAGUUUCCUCAGGAACUUCUGCCGUCGAAUCACAUCCCGCCAACAUUGAGAGUCUAGAGGAUUUCAACGACGAUCUAGAGGAGCCUGAUAUUAUAACUGCGAACAACCCACCGAGCCCAGUCACUAUUGCACCGAAACUACCAGCCGUUGAACCGAGUUCGACUACUGCUAGACCUCAGGAACCCACCAAUAAUCAUAACAAUAGGAAACCAGCCAAAAAAGAUUCGAUGAACAAUGGUAAAAGGGUGAACUAUAAUUACCACCCGAUAAUAGAUUUCUUUGAAGAAGACAAGGAAAGCUCAUCGAUAGACAGAGAGGACACUAUGGCCGAGUAUAUGCCCGCCGCGCAGUCGGAGUGGAAGCCCAUAGACCAUCCCGUGUCUAGGAGUAAGCCCAAUAAUAACUUAGUGGGACGAAGAAAGCAUUAAUGCCUUCAACUGUAUUAUUUUUCUUAAGUAUGGCAAGGUAAACGCAAUGUAGGACUACUUACCUAAUAGUUGGCUAUUAUUAGUUACGUAUAUCUGCUAUAUUUUUAGGCACAAUAUUCUAGUUAAGUUAUUUAUGUCUAGGUGAGGUGGUGCAAUAUUUUACGUUUACAGGUAAAAAUUUCUGUUUAGCAUUUAAAUUAUUUAACCUAGAAUUAGGGUUUGUAUUAUAUAAAUUACCACGUGAACGAUGCCAAAAGGAAGUUGCAAUAUAAAUUAUAGCUAUUUAUGUCAUAUUUGAAAAAUGAAUAUUUGUAAAUUUUAUAAAUAUUUAACUUAUUUAUUGUAAUCUUUUUGACUAAGCUAACUAUGUAUGUAUGUAGACUUUAAAUUAUAGAUUUUAAGUUUUAAGUAUUGAAAGACUUAUUAGAAAAAUUAA
Molecule: messenger RNA, 3462 nt
Organism: Plutella xylostella (diamondback moth)
Lineage: Eukaryota; Metazoa; Arthropoda; Insecta; Lepidoptera; Plutellidae
Gene: NT1
Product: Neurotrophin 1
Biological process (GO): central nervous system formation; innate immune response
Cellular component (GO): extracellular region
Molecular function (GO): growth factor activity; Toll binding
Source: RefSeq, a predicted model, not a curated record